AUGUCGGUGUGGUUAUGGGUGGCUGCCUUGUUGUGUGGGACUCAAGCUAUUGUUUUGCCGCCUCCAUGGGCCGAUGUGAGAAGAAACCCUUGUGCGGCACAUCCGAAAGGCUGGUUGAUGCUUUACUGGCCUGCUGACGGGAAUUGCUACACUAUUUAUAAGAAAGGCUAUCCCUGUCCAGAAACGCAAGAGCUAAGUCCAGGUCGCUGGGGUGGCCGUACUGUGGCCGAGUGCAAAUGUCCACCUGGCACCGCCCAGCUGCCUCACAGUAAUACCUGCUACAGACUCUUCGAAAGAGGACCAUGUAGACCUGGAGAAUACUUCGCGCCUGUUGAGGAGUCAUUCAACAAGCGAGGAGAACGACAAGGUAUGUGCGUGCGACCUCAACAGUGUGCUGACGAGACAUUGCUCUACUGGCCUCCUGACGGACGAUGUUACUACAGAUUGAGUCAGGGACCUUGCUAUUCUGGCAGUUUGUUGGAUAUCGGUUCUGAUGGAUUGGCUAAUUGUACUUGUAACACAGGCGGUCCACACCAUUGGUCUAUCGACGGAGGCGGAUGCUAUGCGCACUACACCCGUGGUCCUUGCGAGAGGGGUCAAUUGUUCUUGCCUGGGUCCAAGUGCGGCUGCGAGCCACAUUUGCCUCAUUACCACAAUGAGACUCAGGCUUGUUACGAACUAGAAACAAUUGGUCCCUGUCCCAAAGGCCAUUUGUUCUCAAUCACUGAGGUAGCACCACAUGGGUCGCGUGCGGAAUGCCGUUGCAAGAGCUUCCAUGCAAGAGCUGAAGACGGUGCCUGCUACCGACUGUACACCAGGGGACCAUGCGGACAGGACGAGAUGAUUGCCAGAGGAGGGCGAUGUACCAAGGUACCUUGUGCAAGAGGUCGUCUGUACGUACCUGAACGUCGCCGUUGCUAUAGACCAGGCCAAGCUGAACCGUGCCCAGUGGGUGAGGUGGUGGCUUUUGACUUCGAUGCCAGACCAGCUUUGGAUGGUCUUAGCCAUAAUGGUGUUUGUGCCUGUGGAAGUGGUGCUUGUACGAGAAGAGACGUGGAAACUUGCAUAUCUCGAAGAGGUACCGCUGCAUUCAACGGCGUGUGCCAUAUACUUCACACUCAAGGACCUUGCCAAACUGGGUCUUGGCUAGCCAGAGACCCCAUUACUGGCAAAAUUAUCUGUCAGUGUAGACCUGGGGUCCUAGACGCUGAUUGUAAAGUUUUAAGAUUUACUAUUAAGAGUUGACGAAGUGCCAGAAAUUCUUUUUAGUAAAUACAUUAACAUUUAGGACAUUAGGACAACCUUCGACAUAUAAACCUUCGAUGCUUUUGUCAGUUUUGGCAUAUAACAUGGACGCAAAUCUCUCAAUUACAUUUCGAAGUCGUGGAGGAAUAUGGUACGAAGGAAGGGCAUGGUUACAAUUGUUAUCAGGAAUUGCACGUUACUGGCAGCUCUUGCCAGUAAAUAAAAAUAAACUAUUACCAUAGUUUAAAUAAGACAAGUAGUCCAGCUCCCGCCUGUUCGGCAAGACAAUGCCGACAAGACAAGACAUGUUGUCACGUUAUUACUUUAGUUGUACUUACAUACAGGUUGCAAGACAUAAUUAAAAAAAAGGUAUCUCAAGAGUAUUUUCGCGCUAUAUUGAGAUAAACUUUGUCAAAUGUAGUACUUAUUUAAUGAUAUUUUUGUGACAACAUCGCUGAUGAGUAUCUCGAUUAUGGGAGUAUGAUUACGAAACAGAAAUAAAAUGUUGUCCAAUUCUGAAUUUGAGGCACUCACAUGAUAUAAUUUUUAAACACUGAGCGAAUAAUUAAUUCGUGAUGUCGGCUCUACACCCUUGGCAUUUGCCGCAAGCCCCAAAGGUCUACAAACGCUGGGCAAAUUAGGCAAGACAAACGUCGGCAUCCGCACGCUUGCAAGCGCACUAGCGUGCUCCAGAGAAGCAAGCAUGGUAGAGGUCGAAUUUGUGUCUGGUAUUACGUUUGGCUUGACAUAUUUUUAUUACGAAAAGUAGCAAGAUGAAAGGAAAUGCGCAUCUGCUACUUUUUGUAUUUAUGGUUCUUAUGCUUCGGAUUCCAAAUUUAUGAUUCUGCUUGGUAGCACUCCAGAAAGAAUAAAAUAGUCUCGUUUAACCAGUCAAGCAGUUUCCAAAUUUAUAACAACAACAAUACUAUCACACCUAAAUUAUAAUAGUGGUUUUUAUUAGUUAUUUUAAAACCUAAAGAAAGGCAAAUGUUUAAAACCUUACAGCCAUGCCUAUAAAGAUAAUACAGCGUACAUUUUUUUAAUAUAUUAUACGGCAUAUCUAUCAACCCAACGUAGCAGAAAAGAAACGUCUAUCCGUCGACAUUUCUCAAACAAUACUAACUAGCACAAACGUAUGGAUACAUGGCAAACACUUGCCACAAGCUUCCUUUGAUUUGUGCACAAAAAUCGGAAUAUGGACGGAUCGGCGACAAACACGUGCAAGCUCGCGUAAGCCAAUGCAAAUACACCAUCCACACGUUUGUGCUUGCGCGCCCUUGCCAUGAUUUGGCAAGUGCGUGGAGCCGGCAUAAUUAGUGGCGCGUGCGAACGUGCCGUAGAUUAUGCGAAUGUGUGCGUCCGUCAUCGAGCAUAUUUACUCGAUGGCAUUCGUACACGAUACUCGCGUGUAUAUAUACAAGCCGUGCUACUACGUUUGUAUGGAGUUACAUUACUUGUCUUAUUAUACUAUGCUAUUACCAAUUGACCUGACCAAUUCUUUGGCAUAUGCAAAAAAAGAAAUGUCGCUAUAAGUUUUCAAAAAGUUGAAAUAUUCCUGGAUGUAACAUUUGGAUCUUAUAUAGUUUAACGAACUGCCAAAGGUUUGGCUACUAAAUCAUUGUAUAGGUUGAGUUUUCAUGUUUGGUCUCUGAAGUGAUGGAGCAGUUUUUUUUCAAAUUAUACUGCACGAUAAGGGUCUGAAUCUCAUGCGUCAGUUGUUAAAGUUUUCACAGGUAGAAAUUAUUAUCGAACAAACAUCAAGGUCUAUAAAGCAAAUAGGCAAAUAUGUACUUAAUUAAGAUUAAGAAUAACAAUGAUCUCGAGAAUUUAGUUAGUAAUUAUUACUAGAAAUUCGUUAAGACGAUUCACAAAAGUUUAAAGGCCUGUAUCUGAUAGGUAAGUACGCGAUAUUCGCUAUACGCUUAAGUUAAGUAAGAAUAAGUGACAAUAUUAGUAUUUUACAUAAAAUUAACAUAUUUCUUGUGAAAUGUUGAUUUUACAACAUAAUUUGGUUUUUGCAGUAUGUCCAUCUUAAAGGACCCUAUUUUUUCAUUCAUUCCACUUGCAUUCUACAUUCACGUUAGCCGUGCCGACGUUGCCUAUGGCCAACGAAGCACGGCCAUCGUUGAUCCGAAAGUCCUUCGGGGUAAGAGCAACCAACGACUUACGUAUUAUGAGCUUCGUUGCGGACGCAGUCACGUAGUACGUGUCUGCGUCCGUCUUUCGUUUGUGUAUCGUUUUGAGCGCAUCACUAGAGCCUCAGCAACGUCCUGCCUUAUAGUGGUUAAUUAUUCGAUAUACGCUUGUGGGUAGCGAAAUCCGAGUGGUUUGCUGCUAUAUCCGCAUAUUUGACGUUGUCUUUUAAAUUUGGUCGAGUGUUAUUUGUUUGACAGUAAUUGUUUCGAACAGAUGUCGGACGGAGAAAGAGAGUAGUCCCCUUUCAGCGCCGCGGAACUUCAUGUUUCCGGGAUACCGAGCGGUAUUUUUGGAAUAUCGCUUAUAUCUGAGUAGGCCCUUAGGGUGCAUAGUGUAUUGCUUGAAAGACAUUUUUCUCAGAUUUUCAAGCAAUAAAGACUGCAAAUAGAAUUAUACAAAAUACCUGGAAGGUUUUUUUAUUAGCCCGAAACGUUUUACUACGGCAUUUUUAUCAUUAAAAUUAUCAAUAUAUUUUGGUUAAAAUGUUUCGGGUGAAUUAAAAAUAACCACAGCAAUAAUUAUGUAUUAUUAUAGAUGUUAAGUUGGGUGUAGCCAAUAAAAAUAGGUGGGUGAAAAUAUUAAUGAAAACUUUUCAAUAAAAAAUAUAAUGACCAAUGCAAUUUAAGGUUUUCAUUAAAACUUUCUAUAAAAAAUAAAAAAAACUUUAAUAAAUUAUC
Molecule: messenger RNA, 4118 nt
Organism: Hyposmocoma kahamanoa
Lineage: Eukaryota; Metazoa; Arthropoda; Insecta; Lepidoptera; Cosmopterigidae
Exons: 7
Coding region: 1-1245 (414 amino acids)
Source: RefSeq, a predicted model, not a curated record